Molecule: messenger RNA, 1790 nt
Organism: Ooceraea biroi (clonal raider ant)
Lineage: Eukaryota; Metazoa; Arthropoda; Insecta; Hymenoptera; Formicidae
Gene: Rpn5
Product: regulatory particle non-ATPase 5
Cellular component (GO): cytoplasm; proteasome regulatory particle, lid subcomplex
Source: RefSeq, a predicted model, not a curated record
GGCAGAUAUCGGAUAUCUCAUUACUUGAUACACUCACGCACACAUUAGAUUUAAAAUUAAUUAGUAUUUAUUAUAAAAAAAGAUAUAUGAAAAAUUGUUUUUCACAAAGCACCACAAAGUAGUACGUAUCUCCUCAUAAUAGGUUAAUACGAAGCAUUUCAUCUGUCACGGUCAUUUAAUGUCAUUGAUUAUUCACGAUAAUACAGAUAUCAUCAAAUAGUAAAAAAUGGCGGAUGCAGCAAUGGACAACUCUGGCAGACUCGUCAAGAUGGAAGUAGAUUACAGUAGUACUUGCGACGCAAAAAUUCCAGAAUGUAAGAAGCUCGCUUCUGAAGGAAAAUUGCACGAUGCUCUAGAUCAGUUGUUGGCCUUGGAGAAGCUUACCAGAACUGGUGCCGACAUGGCAUCAACGUCGAGACUUCUCGUAGGGAUAGUCGAAAUUUGCUUGGAAGCAAAAAACUGGUCAGCACUGAACGAACAUAUAAUCCUAUUAUCGAAACGACGUUCCCAGUUGAAACAAGCUGUCACAAAGAUGGUUCAAGAAUGUUGUACUUACGUAGACAAAAUGCCUAAUAAGGAAACUAUGGUGAAAUUGAUAGAAACACUUCGUUCGGUCACAGAAGGGAAGAUAUACGUAGAGGUAGAAAGGGCAAGACUUACUCAUCGUUUAGCCAAAAUAAAAGAAGCAGAAGGUGACGUUGCGGGCGCUGCAGCUGUGAUGCUCGAAUUGCAGGUGGAAACUUAUGGCAGCAUGUCACGUCGAGAGAAGGCUUCCCUCAUUCUGGAACAGAUGAGACUCUGUUUGGCCAAACAGGACUUUAUGAGAACGCAGAUUAUAGCGAAAAAGAUCAACGUCAAGUUCUUCACCGACGAGAACGAUGAGGAAACACAGGCUUUGAAGCUAAAAUAUUACGACUUGAUGAUGGAAUUGGCUCGUCACGAAGGUUGGCACUUAGAAUUGUGUCGUCAUAAUCGAGCGAUAUUGGAAACUCCAGCGAUUCGAGACGACACAGAGAAAAGACACACCGCGCUUUCGCGAGCGGUUUUGUAUCUUGUACUCGCCCCGCACGAGCCCGAGCAAGCUGACUUAACUCAUAGAUUGCUGGCCGACAAACUUCUGGACGAGAUACCCACAUACAAAGAACUGCUGCGUUUAUUCGUAAAUCCCGAGUUGAUAAAGUGGUCAGGAUUAUGCGAAAUUUACGAAAGAGAUCUGAGAUCGACCGAAGUUUUCUCUGCCUCGACCGAAGAAGGUUGCAAAAGAUGGGCAGACUUGCGGAAUCGCGUGGUGGAACACAAUAUCAGAAUCAUGGCUAAAUACUACACCAAGAUCACAUUAACUCGUAUGGCUGAAUUGUUGGAUCUUCCAACCGAAGAAACAGAAGCGUGUCUCUGCAACUUGGUAGAAACAGGCGUAAUUAGCGCACGGACGGAUCGUCCAGCUGGCGUAGUCCGUUUCACCGGUACACAAGAACCGGCUGCUCUCUUGGAUACAUGGGCCGCUUCACUAUCAAAACUUAUGGGCCUCGUGAAUCACACGACCCAUUUAAUUCAUCAGGAAGAAAUGUUAGCCGUUGCACAAUCUUAAAUAACAGAUACAAGAUGCAUCUGCUAGCCUAUAUUAUUCGUGAUUCAUUAUACGUAUAAUAAUGUUUUCAUUCAGUUUAAGUAUUAUGUAUCAUUUACAGAUCAAUGCGCGCAGGUCAAACUAAUGUCACAUUACGAUUUUCGGUCGUUAUAUAUAGCUAUUGUAUGCAAGUAAUAUUUAAAAUAUAAAUUUCUUGAUAAAA